UGCUUUUGUGUAUGAUAAUUCAUCGGAGACAUAUAAGGUUGUAAUGUUAUUGUUGGAUGUAUUUGAAAAUAGAACUCAUGUGCAAGUUUUAAGUGUGGCAGACAAUGUUUGGAAAACUAUUCCAGAUUUUCCCGCGGUUCCUCUUCCUAAUAUAUAUACCGGUCAGGGUGGGAGUGAUGGUGUGUAUUUGAAUGGUCGUCUUAAUUGGUUGGCCAUUCAAGAUCGUCCCGUUAGUGUUGAUGUUGAUGUUUGGGAGGAUAUUGAGGCUAAGGAAUUUGUCAUUGUUUCACUUGAUGUGGAAACAGAGUCAUACACACAGUUGAUGUCUCCCUGUGCUUUUGAUGAAAUGUCAUCUAUUAAGCCACCAUCUUUAUGUAUAUUGAAAGAUUCCUUGUGUUUUUCUCAUGAUUAUAGAAGAACCGAAUUCAUUAUAUGGCAGAUGGAAACAUUUGGAGUUGAAGAGCCAUGGACUCAACUCCUUAAAAUUAGUUACCAAACUCUUCGAACUAGAUUUCAUGAUUUUGCUGACUUGAAAAAUUGUCAAUUGUUGCCAUUGCACCUUUCUGAUCACAACGAUACACUAAUAUUGGCUAAUAAUCAAGAACAACGGGCAAUUCUAUAUAAUUUGAGGGAUAAUACAGCAAAGAGGACUAGAAUUAUCGAUCCAAUACAAUGGUUCUCUGCCAAGGUUUUUGUUGAAAGCUUGGUUUCUAUCAUUUAGAAAGCACGUCAAGACAUUUGUGGGAUGAUUGGAGGAAAGGAAGAAAUGAGCUUUUUGGUGCUGCAAUAGCUUUAGGUUUCUUCGGGGACAUUGGAAGCAACUCACAAUUUAAUAAUUGUUUUGUUUUAUAACUCUUCUGUUUGUUUGGAACCAUGUGAAUGUCACUAAUACAUUUAUGCAUUUUAGUCCUUUU
This is a messenger RNA of Medicago truncatula (barrel medic), 914 nucleotides long. RefSeq lists its product as uncharacterized. Bases 44 to 721 code for a protein of 225 amino acids. Lineage: Eukaryota; Viridiplantae; Streptophyta; Magnoliopsida; Fabales; Fabaceae. The transcript has a single exon. The record is from RefSeq and is a predicted model, not a curated record.